Messenger RNA from Erythranthe guttata (spotted monkey flower), 2028 nucleotides. RefSeq names its product zinc finger BED domain-containing protein RICESLEEPER 3-like. The record is from RefSeq and is a predicted model, not a curated record. Gene Ontology annotation, molecular function: DNA binding. Lineage: Eukaryota; Viridiplantae; Streptophyta; Magnoliopsida; Lamiales; Phrymaceae.
AUGGUCGAGGAAGAUACUACUACAACAUGUUUGAAUCAUGAUACGAAGAGAAAAAGAUCGGUAAAGUUGAGAUCUGAAGUUUGGAAUCACUUCUCAAAAGUUGAGAACAAAGAUGGAACAAAAGCAAAAUGCAAGUGUAACUACUGCAAAAAGGCGUUUUCUUGUCCGAGCAAAGGUGGAACGACACACUUACUCCGUCAUAUCACCGAGUUAAAAUGUCCGAUCUAUCGGAAGAUGCAAACUAAUAAGAAUGUCGGCAGGUCUCAAACUCUUAUCCAUGUUGAAGAUAAAAAACAAAUUCAAGAUGCUAGAAUGGUGUCUUGGCAAUUUGAUCAAGUGAAAAGUCGAAGUGAUCUUGCUGAACUUAUUAUUGUUCGGGAGCUGCCAUUUAGUUUUGUUGACGAUCCAACUUUUAGGAAGUUCGUUCUUAAUUUAUGUCCGAAAUUCAAGUUUGUUUCGAGGAAUACGAUAAAGAGCGAUUGCUUGAAAAUAUAUCAGACUGAGAAGAAAAGGUUGAAAGAUACUCUACAAACCUUAAGUCCAAGAAUUUGUCUCACGACCGACACAUGGACAUCCAAGACUGAGUUGCCAUUUAUGGCGCUAACUGCUCAUUUUAUUGAUGAUUCUUGGAAGCUACAUAAGGUGAUUCUCAAUUUUGUCAUUGUCCCAGUUAAGGCCAGUGGGGAAAAUUUAGCAGACAUAAUCACGAAUUGUUUGGUAGAGUGGAACAUAGAAAAGAUUUGCACUAUUACAAUGGAUAAUCAUUCUGCUAAUGACAUCGUUGCUGAGAUUCUUUUAGAGCAAUAUUCUUCGAGAGACUUGUUAUUACUUGGAGGCCGUCAUCUUCAGGUAAGGUGUUGGUGUCAUGUUCUUAAUUUAAUUGUACAAGAAGGAAUUGGAGAAAUCAAAGACUCUAUCUUUAGAGUUAGAAAGGCAGUAAAGUAUAUCAAAGCAUCACCGAAAAGAAAGCUUGAGUUUCUUCAAUAUGCUGAUCAAGAGCGUAUUCCACGAGGUAAAAUGUUGGUUCUUGAUUUAUGUACAAGAUGGAAUUCAACAUAUUUGAUGCUUGAAUCAGCCUUGCAUUUUAGAAAGGCUUACGAUCGUAUGCGAUCGCGGGACAUGCAAUUCAAAGAUCCACCAUUGGCAGAAGAUUGGGAGAAAGCUUCUGUAAUUCACAAGUUCUUGGAGACCUUUAAUAUUGUCACUAAGAUAUUUUCUGGGAGUGAGUAUUGCACAGCAAAUGUAUUUUUUCGCGAGGUCUAUCGAAUAUUAAUAUUACUUCGUGAAACCUCAACUGAUCUUAGCACGUUAUUGGGGAAAAUGGCCUUUAAUAUGCUUUUGAAGUUUGAGAAGUAUUGGCUGGAUAAGAAACCAAACUUGUUACUUUCGGUUGCACUUGUUCUAGAUCCUAGAUACAAAUUAAAGUAUCUUGAGUUUUGCUACAUGAAAAUCUAUGACAAUACAUUGGCAACAAAGUUCACAAAUCGUGUGAAGUGUGAACUUAAGAACUUGUUUGACGAGUAUUCAAUUACUUGCCAAGUUUCAAAUCCAUUGGAGGGGACUUCAAAAAUAUUUAAAGAAAUUGUGCCAGGUGAUAAUUCAUCGAAGAUAGACAUGAUGGCUGAAUUCUACAAAUUUGCUGAACAAGAAGAUGCAAUUAAUAAAACAGAGUUGGAAUUGUACUUGGAGGAGAAGCUGCAUCCUGGCCAAAUUGUUCAAGAAGAUAACUUCAAUAUUUUAGAUUGGUGGAAGUUGUACGCUGCAAAGUAUCCUAUCAUGGCUAGAAUGGCUCGUGAUAUUCUUGCAAUCCUAGUGUCAUCUGUUGCUUCAGAAAGCGCGUUUAGUACUGGAGGAAGAGUUCUGAAUAAGUUUCGUAGUUCAUUACUCCCUACUACAGUUGAAGCACUAAUUUGUUCUCAGGAUUGGAUUCGUGGAGGUGAAGUACAGUGUGACUACGGUGAUGAGUUUGACGACGAUUUCUCUCGUAAGGGCAUUAAUUUUAGGGUUAAAUACAGUUUGCACCCCUAA